GGUAUUCCAGCAGGCUGCAUCUUUGAACUAUUGAUAUUAUAGGAAUUCUGUAUUUAUUCAGGCCAUUAGUCUGGUUUUAUCAGCGAAGUUACUCUCAUCAAAUAAAAUAAACGCAUGAAGAGGAACAACUUUACGCACAGCACACCUGCUAACAUAAUGAAGAUAAUUCUACUCAUGGUAUUUUCCCUCGUUUUGGCAACUGUCCUUAGCCAAAAAAUAUAUUUUGACGACAGUUGGAGAGAAGACAAUGAAACGAGCAAAUGGCCACAAUCUGAGCAAUACAAAGAAAUCCUGAAAAGAAUGACUCGAAAACCUGAGUCACGCAAAUUCUUUGGUCUUAUGGGGAAAAGAGGCUCUGCAAAAUCCCAGGUAACAAGAAGAAGACAGAAAUUUGAGUCUUUUGUUGGACUGAUGGGUAAAAGGAGCUCAGAGGAACAAGGUAAAAUACCAGCAUUUAGUGUAUCUGACUCAUUCUGAAUGAUUUUUUCUUUCUCUUAGGACAUACUGUUGAUUACUGUUAUUCCUGCAGGUAACUUCUAAUGGAUCUCCAUAGCAGCUACAUACAACUUUGAAUCAAAAGAAUCAAGUGUGAACCAGGAUGCACUGAACAUGUGUUUGCAUGAUUGUUUCAGUCACGUGUGAUGUCCAAUAUUUUGAAAACAUUUUGCAUCAAAUUAAACAGUACUUGCAAAAUUUGCUUUAGAUAAUUAAGGAAGAUGCAUAUUACUGUGGUGUGAAAUGUCAAAUCUAUUCAGACAAAUAACCUGUUAGUGCUCUGAAAACAUUCAUAUUGUGCUUGUAAUGUGGCAGAAUACUUACAUCAAAAGUAAAACCACUAAACUGAAAAACGCUGUAUGAAGGUAGAGACAUGGUGCAGACAAAGAAGAUGAAUAAACUACAGAGAAAAAUAAGUAUCACAAUUAAACUGUUUAAGUUUCAGUAGGCCUACUGAACGUAGUAAUGCAGUAUCAACAUGCAUCUCUUAUCAGAAUUCAUUGCAUUACAAGUCUAUUACAUGUUUAUUAAGUGACUUUGUACAAUACAAAUAAAAAAAUACAGAUGAGUACAUAGCCAAAGCAAAAUAUGGUGUUGACUUUCCUUUCCCACAUAAUCUGAUGACAUGUGGAGUUACAGAAAUAUUCCUUUCAUUUAUUUUUGCUCUUUGUACGACUACUGAAUGCAUUUUGAACAGUCAAUCCUCUUCAGAAACUGGUCAAAGCUUCAGAAUAAUUCUCCAUACAAAAAAAAACAUUACUUUAGCUGGCUCGGUAUAUAUAAAAAAUAAACUAACUGAAAUAUAACAUUUAUGAAGUUAAUGGUGGUCCAAGGCUAGUGAAAUUUGCUAAAAACAGAAGAAAGCGUUA
Oncorhynchus nerka (sockeye salmon) is the source of this 1364-nucleotide messenger RNA. Its product is annotated as protachykinin-like. NCBI's taxonomy places the organism in Eukaryota, Metazoa, Chordata, Actinopteri, Salmoniformes, Salmonidae. The record is from RefSeq and is a predicted model, not a curated record. The transcript has 4 exons. The coding region runs from base 115 to 477 and encodes 120 amino acids.